This is a messenger RNA of Phoenix dactylifera (date palm), 5219 nucleotides long. Its product is annotated as calmodulin-binding transcription activator. The record is from RefSeq and is a predicted model, not a curated record. Gene Ontology annotation, biological process: regulation of transcription by RNA polymerase II. Gene Ontology annotation, molecular function: transcription coregulator activity; protein binding; double-stranded DNA binding. Gene Ontology annotation, cellular component: nucleus. NCBI's taxonomy places the organism in Eukaryota, Viridiplantae, Streptophyta, Magnoliopsida, Arecales, Arecaceae.
CUUUUUUCACUCUCAAGUAUUUUGUAACAUGGACUGCAUGUUUUCCAUUUUAAAGUUCCACUUUCUAUUCAACUUAAUUAAAAAAUAUAGCAUGAAGCUUAUCAUAUUCUUGAAACCUGUUUCUUUUUACCUGGUUUGUAAAAUCAUAAGCCCCCUGAAUGGCGAAGAAUUUUUCCUCUCCUUUUGUUGGGCCCUAUAGAUGCAGGAAAAAUAGGCUUGUACAUGCAGGAAAGAGAGCUUGCCAUUAGCUUGGAAAGUAACACAUACUAACUUGACCAGCUAAGCUGUUAAGAGUGCAGGGAGAUUGAGAAAUACAUGGAAGGCAGGGAGGACUUGGAGGGAUGCACAAAGGGAAGAGAAUCAGGUUGAGAAUAGAACAGGAAUAAAGAAGAGAUUUGUUACCUUAAAAUGAGAGGAGGGGAGGGGAAGGGGAUUUAUAGUUCAAUUAGGAUGUUGUUAUCAAAAUUAUAUAAUUUCAGACAUGAUACAUGACAGCAUGUAAGUUAGGAAUGAGCAUGUAAUCUUUAAUGAUUUGUGUGCAUCACCCAAUUGGCUAGGUUAACUGGGCUUACGCCUUAACUUAUCCUUAGCCUGUUUGACUAUUAUAUUAACAUUGAGAGAUGAAGAAUAUGCAUGUUCCUCUUGGUUAUGGUUUGUAAGGGCAAGCGAGUGGCUACUUCUCUUCGAGGCAUAGGGAGAGUGAGUUGCCACUUCUCUUUGAGGCAUUAAUCCAUUAUUAUGGAGCUUGUGUUAAAAUUAGUGUUAUUGCUAUUUUUUAAGAUUGUAAAAUAAAUAAUAGACAUCAAAACAUAAUAAAUGUAAUAAUAAUGAUAGCAACAUUAAUAACAAUGACAACAAUUGAUACUUACUACUUAAUACCUAAUAGCCAUAACUAAAACAUUUUUAACAAUUUUAACAUCAGUAGCAAUAUACAUAUCAAGCUUAGCCAUAACUUGCUUCUAGUCACCAGUGGACUGAAUACACAUCACUUGCACGAGCUCGCAUAGGAGCGGAGCACAUAUGCAUCCACAUAAUGCAGCCACAUAAUGCUAAGUAGGAUUGCAUAUGCUAAGUGGGAUUGCAUAUGCUAUAUGGGCUGCCUGUUUGUCCCACAUGCAGCGCAAACACAUAUAGUGAUUGCUCAUAGGAAUGUGUUAUUGUUGGGGGAUGAAAUUUGCAUAUGCAGCUGCAUUUACUGCUGUUGAAACAGUGAUACAGAUUCUCCUUCAGGUGGUCACCUUAUGUUCGGCGCACUUUACUAAAUCUUGGUACCAUUCCAUGUCAUGAUGUGUUUGCAAAAUACUUGAACCAUGGACUGAUGUUAUUUGCAUGUUUCAAGAAGGGAGCUUGGUCCUUCAUAGUUACCGGUAUAAACAUGCCAUAUGGAGCAAAAUUUUUAAGUUUCAGCAAAAAUUGACCAGUUUUAGUUGAGAGCAAACCAAAAUCAACCUCCAGUUUUGGGUUACUGUUAGGUUUGAUAGUUCAAAUCAAUUUUGACCUAAUUUCAGUGCUCUCUGUUAAUUUUGGCCAAACAUGACCAAAGCUUGCCAUACAUGCUUUCUUUUAAGGUUUAUUUGGUGUCUCCAUUCAUAUUGGGUUCGUUUCUUUCUUUAUUUAAUUAUGUAGGUUAUUUGGUAUAUAGAUAUUUUUUAAUUUUUCCUUCCACAAGUUAAGAUAAUAUGGAAAAUUUAACCCUUGACAGGCUGAGGUCUUAGAGAAAACCUUUGUUAUAAUAAUUUAUAAAAACUAAUCUGAACAACUAGAUACUAGACAUUUCACAAAAAUAUCAUUUUAUAUAAAAUAAGCAUAGCAUCGUUCCGGUAAAUGGAAAUAUAAUGAAAUUUUGAACAACUAAAGUCCAAAAAAAUGAAAAAUAUGUUUGUUUGUACGUGUUCACAGUAGAAAACACUAGCAUAUUUAAUUUCACUUAUAUGCAAUAUUAACCUCACCUUAAGGUUGUCAAAACUCCAAAAUAGAGAACCUAGACAACAAAAUAUGCUCUAAAAUGUUGUGUAAUGAUGUUUCUUGGGCUUCUUUGUUUUCUUCUUCUGUGUUUCUUAUUUUUUGACUGAGGCCCAAAACAAGGAACAAAAAUUUCCAAAACCAUUGAAACCUAAACUCAUGGGACUUGGCCAAAAUGAAAACCGACUUUUCAAACAUUAACAUAGGGGGCGCUUUGCAUGUGGCUUUAAUAUUGACUGGAUCAACAUUUGAAGAAUGCUUGACUUCCCUGUAGAUUGGAUGAUUACCAGGCUUUAGUCCAAAUGCAUUGUCGGGAAAUUUAGGGAGGGCAUCAGUUAAUCUGGAUCCAUGCUUAAAGAGACCAGGAAGUUGGAGCGCAUAGUUCUUGUACAUUAUCGUCAAACUUCAGAGGAAAAUGCUUCUCAGAACCCUUCAACACCGGUGGAAUGUACAGAAGCUUUAUCCUUGACAAACAGGAUGCAUCAUGGUUCUCCAUCAACACCAAUAAAUUCUUCUGGUUCAGCUCAUUCAGAGUUGUCUGGAUCUGCUGUUAUGUCAGAAGAAAUCAACUCAAGGGAGGAUCAUGCAAUCAACACUGGUUCUGGUAUAUCUCUGGCUGACAAUUGUAAUGAACUUUGGAAUCAUGAGUUAAGUCUACAUGAAAUUAACACACUGGACUGGGAAGAUCUAGUGGAGCCACAGACUUCCACUGUUUCUAUGUUAGGUAGAGAAGGUGUUGCUUCAUCCUCUGUCCAACAGAUGCCAGAUGGUUUUAGGAACUCUGUGAACAAUCAUAGCUUUCUUCCAUCUCAUGAUGUGGUUGAGGGAGUAACUUCUUCUGGACAUCCAACUGAUGUUACUAAUGGUAAUGGGAUCAUUGGAGUUAACCACGUAAAUGGUGGUUACUUUCAAACGGCAAAGAAUCAGGAGAACCCAUCACCGCUGUUCAAGACUAUGAAUCCAACUUCUCAAGUAGCAGACAUCAAAUUAGAUUCUGUUCAUAGCAGUGCGAGUCCAGAUAUUUUUACUGGUGAUGUUUUCCUUGCUCAGAAUAGUUUUGGAAGGUGGAAUUGCAUGAAUGAUGAUUCCCUUGGCUUUGUGGCUGAUCAACUUGAAGCCUUAAAUUCGAGUGGCGACAAAUCAAAUGCUUUUACAAUAAUGGAUCAGUCCUCAACUGCGGAACAAGUUUUCAGUAUUACUGACAUCUCGCCUGGAUGGGCUUAUUCCACAGAGGAAACCAAGGUUCUGGUUGUAGGACAUUUCAAUGAACCAUACAAACAUCUCAUGACAUCCAAUAUUUAUUGUGUCUUUGGGGAGAUGCAUGCUGCUGCAGAGAUGAUUCAAGCUGGUGUCUACCACUGCACCGCAAUGCCACAUCCACCUGGCUCAGUGAAUUUUUUUAUGACUUUGGAUGGCUAUACACCCAUUAGCCAAGUUCUGAGUUUUGAUUAUCGAUCAGCGCCGAGUGUUAAGUUGAAUGGAGGGGUUACUUCAUCAGAAGAUGACAAUAACAACCUAAAGUGGAAAGAAUUUCAGGUGCAGGCAAGGCUUGCUCAUUUACUUUUCUCUACAACCGACAAUAUUUCCAUUCAGUCCAACAGGAUACAAUCAAAAUCCCUGAAGGAAGCAAAAAGAUAUUUAUCAGCCACAUCUCCUUUAAUGGCAAAGGAUUGGAUGAAUCUGCUCAGGCUAAGCAGCAAUAGUGAAGCCCUCCAUGUACCAGCUACCCAAGACUUGUUUGAGCUGGUUCUGAAAAAUAAGUUACAAGAAUGGAUUUUGGAGAAGGUAGCUGAAGGUUGUAAAACAACUUCCCUUGAUAGUCAAGGUCAAGGAGUCAUCCACCUCUGUGCUAUUCUAGAUUAUGCAUGGGCUGCUCGUUUGUUUGCCUUGUCAGGCAUGUCUUUGGAUUUUCGAGAUGCUUCUGGCUGGACAGCACUACAUUGGGCAGCAUAUUUUGGGAGGGAAAAAAUGGUUGCUGCCCUUUUAUCUGUUGGGGCAAAUCCAAGCUUGGUCACGGAUCCUACUUCAGAAUUCCCUGGAGGAUGCACUGCUGCUGAUUUAGCAUCAAAUCAAGGGUAUGAAGGCUUGGCUGCAUACCUUGCAGAAAAAGGAUUAACUGCCCAUUUUCAGGCUAUGUCCUUGUCUGGGAACAUAAGUGUGCCCCUGUCACCAAGUUCAACCAACCAAGUGAGCUCUGAAAAUGUUUAUGCUGAGAACCUUACAGAACAAGAACUGUGUCUAAAAGAAUCAUUAGCUGCCUAUCGAAAUGCUGCUGAUGCAGCAGACCGCAUACAAGCUGCAUUCAGGGAGCGUGCUUUGAAGCAACAAACAAAAGCAGUUCAGUUGGAUAAACCUGAGAUUGAAGCAGUCCAGAUAGUUGCUGCACUAAAGAUUCAGCAUGCAUUCCGCAACCACAGUAGACGAAGGAUGUUGAAGGCUGCUGCACGAAUACAAAGCCAUUUCCGUACCUGGAAGAUUCGAAGACAUUUCCUUAACAUGCGUAAACAAGCCAUCAAGAUCCAGGCUGUAUUCCGAGGUCAUCAAGUGAGAAAGCAAUACUGCAAAAUAAUAUGGUCAGUUGGAGUGCUUGAGAAAGCAAUCCUGCGCUGGCGUUUGAAGAGAAAAGGCUUACGUGGUAUUCAAGUUGAAUCGAAAGAAGCAAUGAAAGUGGAUACAGAAGAAGAGAGCACUGAAGAGGAUUUUUUCAGAAUUAGUAGGGAGCAAGCUGAAGAACGUGUGAAAAGAUCAGUCAUACGGGUCCAGGCCAUGUUUCGUUCACAUCGAGCUCAACAAGAGUACCGAAGAAUGAAGCUAGCCCAUGAGCAGGCAAAUGUAGUGCUUCUUAAAGGAGAUAUCUUAAAUUAUUUUUGAUUAUAAAUUCACUUAAAAUAUCAUGAUGCCUACAGCAAGAUCUUUAAGGUCACAACUGAUGAAAGAUGCUUAAUAGACUGACUUCUGGUGACAAACUUGCUCCCUGUCAGAUGUUGGGCCCAAUAUCUGACCAAGUGGGGGUUUGGGUGGCGUCAGAAGCGGCUACAUCAAGCAUUGCCCACUAACAAAUCCUAUCCUGCCUCUGUUGAAAGAGAGUAUGUUCUUUCGAAUGCACAUAUAAGUAAAAUGUCAUCCAUCAAACUGAAGCCCUCUGCUUCAGUAUAUGUAAAUUGCGGUUGAAUUUGUUGAGCCAGUUGCAUAGUUUGAACCUGCUUCAUGCUAAUGAAUGGGACAUAAAUUCGGUAUUGUUGUGCUUAUUAUGUUAA